CGAAAGCAGCACGUGUGUACCCGGACAGUACCAGGCCCCGAUUCGUGUUCGGUUCUGAUCAGAGUCAGGCUGUGAUGGGGGACCAGAGCCGGCUGUGCUCGGUGUGGCUCGGUUCGGAGACCGGGAUCCUGAAGGGGGUCAGCGUGACCCACAAACGGGCUUUUAACUUCUGCAACACGCGCGAGCUGAGCCGGGACCAGGAGAUCCGAGUCUUGUGCUGGGGGGACACGACCGAGACCGAGCUGUUAGUCGGAAGCGUGGACGGAACCGUGAAGACGUUCAGCACCGAGAAGGGGAUCUUCACGGAGGUUCGGCGCUGCGGAGACCCGGAGGAGGGCUGCUUCACCGGACUGGAGGUUCGGAACGGUUCGGUUCUCACCUGCGUGGACUCUGGGAAGCUGCGGGUCUGGAAGGAGGACUCCCCCGAACCCGUCUCGGAACUGAACGCGGGGAAGAACGUCUGCAAGAUGCGGCAGAACCCUGUGCAGCCGAACCGGGUCGGUACCGGAGGGAAAGAGAACGGCCUGAAGAUCUGGGACCUGGAGCGGCCCGACACCCCGGUGUUCACUGCCAAGAACCUGCGGGACGACUGGCUGGACCUGCGGAGACCCCAUUGGGUCCGGGACCUGGCCUUCAUCCAGAACAGCGACAAGGUGGUCACGUGCACGGGUCACCAUCAGGUGCACAUCUUCGACCCGGCGUCCCCUCAGCGGCGCCCCGUCCUGGAGGCGGAGUUUGGGGAGCAUCCUCUUACGGCGCUGUCCCUGCCCGCGUCUGGCAACUCGGUGGUGGUGGGAAACACCCAGGGUCAGGUGGCCCUGCUGGACCUGAGGAAGGGGCUGGUCCGAGGCCGUCUGAAGGGGUUCUCGGGGGGCGUGCGGGCCCUGCAGUGUCAUGCCUCCCAGCCUCUGGUGGCGUCCUGCGGCCUGGACCGCUUCCUUUGGAUCCACAGCCUGGAGGACCGCAGAGUGCAGCACAAGGUCUACCUGAAGUCUCGGCUGAACUGUGUCCUGCUGGGCAGCCAGGACCUGCAGGGGGGAGGGGAGGAGGGAGCCGAGGGGGAGGUGAAGGAGGAGGCAGAGGAGGACGACGAAGUGUGGGACCACAUGGAGCAGGUAGAGGAGGAGACAACGAAGAGGAAAUCGUCAUCAUCAGGAGGAGGGCAGAAGAAAAAGAAGAAAGACUGAGAGGCGUUUAAGGAGAUUGGAGAGCGUGGGAUAUUUGGCUUUCAGCGGAGACAGACUGAAACACAUAAAGUUGUAAGCAAAAAAACAAACAAAAAAAAAGGUUUAAUAUCUCAGAAAUCUGAUUUCUGACCUCGCCCUUUUACCUGAAGUCAAAUAGUUAUUUUUAAUAA
This is a messenger RNA of Nematolebias whitei (Rio pearlfish), 1357 nucleotides long. RefSeq names its product WD repeat domain 74 (gene wdr74). Gene Ontology annotation, biological process: ribosomal large subunit biogenesis. Gene Ontology annotation, cellular component: nucleolus; preribosome, large subunit precursor. The record is from RefSeq and is a predicted model, not a curated record. Gene Ontology annotation, molecular function: protein binding. The coding region runs from base 75 to 1187 and encodes 370 amino acids. Lineage: Eukaryota; Metazoa; Chordata; Actinopteri; Cyprinodontiformes; Rivulidae. The transcript has 2 exons.